AUGGAUGAUCUUACAACACGGGUGAACAACCUAGAAGAAAGAUUGGAUCAACGAAUCGAUGCCCUUCAUCAAGAUCUCACUAGAAGGUUUGAAGAACUUAUUAUAUUAGUGAGAUAUAAUCAAGGUGUUGGUGCUGGUGUUGGAGCUGGAUACCAGAGAAACAACAUCAACCAAGGAGGAAAUCGGAGACAACAACGGGGCCAACAACAAAUGGAAGAGGAAGAUGAUGCAGAGGAGCAUGACCAUUACCAACAACCAAGAAGAAGAGGUGGUGGAGAUAUGUACAAAAUUAAAGCAGAAAUUCCAACUUUCAACGGCAAUGCAAAUAUUGAAGGAUUUCUUGAUUGGAUCUAUGAGGUGGAGACAUUCUUUGAGAUAAUGAACAUCCCGCCGGAUCGAAGAGUACCAUUGGUGGCAUAUAAAUUGAAGGGAGGUGCUGGAGCUUGGUGGAAUCGUCAUCAAGAAGAGCUACGCUUGAAGGGUGAGAAUCGUGUAAGAGAUUGGGCACAGAUGAAAGCACUUUUAAAGGCCAGAUUCUUGCCAGCAGAUUAUGAACAACUAUUAUACCUUCAAUUCCAUAACUGUGUUCAAGGUAACCAAGCUGUUUCUGAAUAUACCGAGGAGUUCUUACGGCUACAAGUAAGGUGCAAUCUAUAUGAAAAUGAAGACCAGCAAGUUGCAAGAUAUGUCAAUGGUCUCAAUGAUUCUAUUCAAGAACGCUUAGGCAUACAACAAAUUUGGUCUAUAGAUCAAGCUCAAACUCUUGCCUUGAAAGCUGAGAGAUUCAUAAAGACCAAGGUAUCUUAUAAAGCCAUGUCUUAUUCUCGUCCAGAAAACAUAUCAAGAAAUUUGCCACGCCGAGAGGAGGAAAAACCUACUCCAUUUAAAGGAAAGAAGACUGAUAAAGGGCCAUCUUCUAGCAAAACUUAUGAAAAGCAACCAUCUAACCCUAUCAAGUGUUAUAAAUGUCGUGAAGAAGGUCACAUAUCAAGUAACUGUCCCCGGAGGAAGUUUGUCAACACCACUCGUCGUGAUGAAAAUGAUGAAAGCGAUGAAGAUGUGGAUGAACCUGAAAACGAAGAAGCUGAACUAUGUGUAGAAGAUGGGGAAGAAAUAGUAUGUGUGGUCAAACGUCUUCUAUGCUCAACUAUACAACCUGAAGAGACGCAACGAAAGAAGAUAUUUGAAAGCAAAUGCACAGUGAAUGGAAAGGUAUGUAAAUUGGUCAUUGAUAGUUGUAGUAGUGAGAAUUUAGUUUCUGAAAGAAUGGUCAAACACUUGAAUCUUGAGACUAGAGAUCACCCAAAUCCAUAUACUAUUGGUUGGCUCAAGAAAGGAGUGAAGAUCAAGAUCACCAAACAAUGUUGGUUACCACUUUCCUUGGGUAAGCAUUAUCGUUCAAAUGUUUUAUGUGAUGUGAUUGAUAUGGAUGCAUGUCAUGUUCUUCUUGGAAGACCUUGGCAAUAUGAUGUAAACACCACUCACCAAGGAAGAGACAAUUGGUAUUCUUUCAUUUGGAAUAAACGGAAGAUCAUCAUACUUCCGGAUAAAAUUCCUAAUAUUGCUUCUGAAGUAGAGGAGAAGAGUAUGCUAACCAUUACUCAAAAUUCAAGAGAAUUUGCUCAAGACUUGAAGGAGUCAAAGUUGUGUGCCGUAUUAGUUGUGAAAGGUGAUGAACAACUUGUGAAAGAAAUUCCAACGGAGAUUCAAAGUCUAUUAUCUGAGUACGAAAGCAUACUUGGAGAGCCUCAACAUCUACCUCCUAUGAGAGAUAUCCAACAUCGAAUAGACUUUGUUCCAGGUGCAAGUCUUCCCAACCUACCACACUACAGAAUGAGCCCACAGGAGAAUGCCAUUUUGAAGGAGAAAGUGGAAGAGUUGUUGCGUAAGGGGCAUGUCGGAGAAAGUAUAAGUCCAUGUGCUGUACCAGCACUACUCACACCAAAGAAGGAUGGAUCUUGGCGGAUGUGCGUGGACAGCAGGGCUAUUAACAAAAUCACCACAAGAUACAGAUUUCCUAUUCCACGUUUGGAUGACAUGCUUGACCAAUUGAGUGGAGCAAAGGUGUUCUCGAAACUUGAUCUAAAAAGUGGAUAUCAUCAAAUACGAAUUAGGCCUGGUGAUGAAUGGAAGACUGCAUUCAAGACAAAAGAGGGGCUAUAUGAAUGGCUCGUCAUGCCAUUUGGACUUUCUAACGCUCCUAGCACUUUCAUGCACUUGAUGAAUCAGGUUCUUCGCCCAUUCUUAUCGCAGUUCGUAGUUGUCUAUUUUGAUGAUAUACUAAUAUAUAGCAAGAACCUGGAGGAACAUUUUGCUCAUGUCAAGAAGGUGAUGGAUGUAUUAAAGGAAAAUGAACUCUAUGUAAACUUGAAGAAGUGCAUAUUCGUUGAGACAAGGUUAGUUAUCUCAAGUGAAGGAAUUCAAGUUGAUGAGUCUAAAGUAGAGGCAAUAAAGAGGUGGCCAACUCCAAAAACAAUCUCUGAAGUGAGGAGCUUUCAUGGUUUAGCCACAUUCUACAGAAGAUUUGUGAAGAAUUUUAGUUCAAUCAUGGCACCAAUUACUGAAUGCCUAAAGAAAGGGAAGUUCAAAUGGGAUGAAAAGGUUGAAGAUAGCUUCAAGAAGAUUAAAGAAAAGCUCUCACAAGCACCUGUUUUAGUAUUACCAGAUUUCAACAAGACUUUCGAGUUGGAAUGUGACGCUAGCGGAGUAGGCAUUGGGGCUGUUUUAUCUCAAGAUAGGAAACCUGUUGCUUUCUUCAGUGAGAAGCUAAGUGAGGCUAGACAGAAAUGGAGUACCUACCAACAAGAGUUGUAUUCAGUGUUUAGAGCAUUAAAGACAUGGGAGGUCUACUUGUUGCCAAAGGAAUUCAUUGUCUACACCGAUCACCAAUCUUUGAAACAUUUUAGAAGUCAAAAACAUGUGGAUCGCAUGUUGGCAAGGUGGGCGGCAUACUUAGAGAGGUUCAAUUAUCUUAUCGUCCACAAGUCUGGAGUAACCAAUCGAGUAGCGGAUGCCUUAAGCCGACGUGCAAAUCUUAUGGUUUCUUUCGAAGCUGAGUUGCCUGGAGUGGAUCAAAUUAAGGAGUUAUACGAACAUGAUGAAGACUUCGGGCGAAUCUGGAUGAAGCAUAUGAAAGGAUUACAAUUAGAAGAGAAUUAUGUGGUACAAGAUGGAUAUAUCUUUAAUGGAGACCGCCUAUGCAUCCCCAGAAGUUCUCUACGAGACAAGUUUAUUAGAGAGAUGCAUUCAAGUAAUCUCAGCGGUCAUGUUGGGCGUGAUAAGACUAUCGCUAAUCUGGAGGCACGCUAUUAUUGGCCCCAACUUAAACGAGAUGCCGGCAAGUUUGUGCAAAGGUGUCCGGUGUGUCAAGUUUACAAGGGUCAAGUACAAAACACUGGACUAUAUAUGCCAUUACCAGUUCCAGCUGCACCAUGGGAAGAUCUAUCAAUGGAUUUCGUACUUGGAUUACCAAGGACACGACGGGGGCAUGAUGCUGUUUACGUGGUAGUAGACAGAUUUUCUAAAAUGGCGCAUUUUAUCCCUUGUCGUAAGACAACAGAUGCGCAUCAUGUGGCUAACCUUUUCUUUAGAGAAGUAGUUAGGCUACAUGGUAUUCCCAGAUCAAUUGUUUCGGAUCGUGAUAGCAAAUUCCUUGCCGCAUUUUGGCUUACAUUAUGGAAGCAAUUCAAUACAGACUUGAAAUUUUCAAGCACGGCGCAUCCGCAAACCGAUGGCCAAACAGAAGUGGUGAACAAGUUUAUGGGUAAUUUAAUUCGCUGCAUAUGCGGAGAUAAGAAGGGUCAGUGGGAUUUAGCUUUAUCCCUUGCAGAGUUUGCCUACAAUAAUUCUGAGCAUAGGCAUGUGGUUGAUUUAGUAAAGUUACCAACAAAGGAGAGUUCAAGAUCAGCUAAGACGUUUGGUGACAAUUAUUCUGAGCUGUUUAAAGAGGUACAUGAUGUAUUAGAAGCUUCAAAUCAGAAAUACAAGCAAUUGGCUGAUAAGAAGAGGAGGGAAAUGACCUUCAAAGUUGGUGACAAAGUUAUGGUUUAUCUUAGAAAGGAGAGAUUGCCUAUUGGUGUUCAUGGAAAAUUAAGGCAAAAGAAAUAUGGUCCGUACACUAUUCUAAAGAGGAUCAAUGAAAAUGCAUAUGUGGUAGAAUUGCCAAGUGAGAUGAAUAUUUCAAAUACUUUUAACGUGGCAGACUUAUCACUCUAUCUCCCGGAGCAGACACUUUACGAAGAUAACUCGAGGUCGAGUUUCAAACAAGUAGAGGAGAAUGAUGAGGGACAUCAAAUAUAA
Molecule: messenger RNA, 4299 nt
Organism: Salvia hispanica
Lineage: Eukaryota; Viridiplantae; Streptophyta; Magnoliopsida; Lamiales; Lamiaceae
Source: RefSeq, a predicted model, not a curated record